This is a messenger RNA of Owenia fusiformis, 777 nucleotides long. The record is from the annotation of a GenBank genome assembly. NCBI's taxonomy places the organism in Eukaryota, Metazoa, Annelida, Polychaeta, Sabellida, Oweniidae.
AUGAAUCUAAAGCACAUCGUAGAUUACAUAGAUAAUUAUUUAACAAAGAAUAGAGAUAAAACCCGUUUGAGUAGAAUUGUAAAAUUUCAAAGAUUCUUAUCGCAGAAACUCUGCUGCUUGUGUUGUGGCAAACGCACUGGUAAUUUCAUGUGGACGCUCUACAUGUUAGUGAAAGUCCUCUACAUCGUUAAUGUCAUCGGUCAGCUGUUUAUUCUGAAUGACUUCAUUGGUUCUAACUACCACGUGUACGGCUUUGAAGUAAUGAAGGAUCUAGCCAAGGGAAAUGACUGGAGAACUUCCCCCGUCUUUCCCAGAGUCACGCUAUGCAGUUUUAAAAUGAGAGUUCUAGGAAACGUCCAAAGACACACAUUGCAAUGCGUUCUUCCAGUGAAUCUUUUCAAUGAGAAAAUCUACAUUUUUAUUUGGUUCUGGUAUGUGUUUGUCGCCGCUGCCACGUGUCUCAAUUUCCUCAAUUGGUUACUUGAAUCGCUCAGUUCCAUAAGGAGAGCGUUCUUCAAAAAGCACCUUGCCUGGACGGGACGCCUUCAACCAAACGGCAACUCGGAAUCAGAUAGGAAACUUUACCGCAUGUUCACAGAGAAGUACCUGCGCCCAGAUGGUUACUUGAUAAUGCGUUUCAUUGCGGUUCAAUGUUCGGAGUUUGUUGUAUCUGACAUUGUUGCAGCCUUAUGGGACAAUUAUAAACGCAUGAAUCCAUUGAAAGAAGGAUUUCUGGAGUUUACAGAGGACGAGAAAAACUCAGAUAUAGAUAUGUAA